GCAAAUUUGCACAGAACCCAGAAGUAAAAAAACCAAAGGCACUAGCUUAACUUAAUUCACUAGUCACAAACCAUGGUUCAAUUUCACCAUAUUUGUUUCCUCUCCUUGCUCGUAACACUAGCAGCAGGCUUCCUUCCUGGCACCCAUGCAGUCGACUACAUCGUCACAAAUACCGCCAGAGGAACCCCCGGCGGAAUCCGCUUCAACAAUGAAAUCGGAGCAGAGUACAGCAGGCAAACCCUAAUAGCCGCCACCAACUUCAUAUGGAGCUUGUUCCAGCAAAAAACAACCGACGACAGAAAGAGUGUCUCCAAGGUCACCCUAAUCGUUGAAAACAUCACCGGGGUCGCGUACACCAUCAACAACGAGAUCCACGUCAGCGCCAGCUACAUAGCUGGUUACUCCGGCGAUGUGAAGAGUGAGAUCACCGGUGUGCUUUACCAUGAGUCAACGCACGUCUGGCAAUGGAAUGGGAACCCUCGAGCCCCGGGGGGGCUGAUUGAGGGUAUAGCUGAUUACGUGAGGUUGAAGGCCGGGUACGCGCCAAGUCACUGGGUUAAGCCCGGGCAGGGGGAUAGAUGGGACCAGGGGUACGAUGUCACUGCUAGGUUUCUGGACUAUUUGAAUAGUCUGAAAAAUGGGUUUGUUGCUGAAAUGAAUAAGAAACUGAGGAGUGGUUAUAGUGCUGAUUAUUUUGUUGAUUUGCUGGGGAAGAACGUUGAUCAGCUUUGGAGAGAGUACAAGGCCAAGUAUGCAGGAAACUAAAUUGUAGUGCUUCUGUAGCCAAUAAUUUAGAGGGAAUUUUUGCUCACCACCAUUUAGUAUGGUGUAUGAAUUUUGAGGUUUGUGACUAUCCACUACACGAAUCUCGAAAUUUAAACUCAUCUAACUGUGAUAAAUAGGGUGGUGUGCAUACACCACAUUAAAUGGUAGUGAGUAAAAAUACUCCCAAUAGUUUAAGGAAAGAGAUCCUCUCUAGAUCUAUACAUCGGCAGCCCAGGGAUCAAAUGAUCUUGGCUUUUAAACUUU
Molecule: messenger RNA, 1029 nt
Organism: Pyrus x bretschneideri (Chinese white pear)
Lineage: Eukaryota; Viridiplantae; Streptophyta; Magnoliopsida; Rosales; Rosaceae
Exons: 1
Coding region: 73-765 (230 amino acids)
Source: RefSeq, a predicted model, not a curated record